CGGGGGAGCCGUGACCGGGCCCGCGGCCGCCCCCUAAGCGGCUCCACGGUCCUACGCCCGCCCGCCAUGAAGAGUCCCAGAGAGGAGGCGGAGCAGCCCGCAGGGGACCAUGUGCAGUUGAAAGUACCAGUUCUGCAGCAGUGGUACCAUUGGGACUGCGGGCUGGCCUGCUCCAGGAUGGUACUGCAAUACCUGAAUCUUCUGAAUGAUGACGAAUUUCAGAAGGCCAUUCAGGAACUCCGGCUGACAAAAAGCAUCUGGACCAUUGACUUGGCCUACUUAAUGCGCCACUUUAGUGUGAAGCACAGAUUCUGCACACAGACCCUGGGGGUAGACAAGGGUUAUAAAACCCAGUCAUUCUACAGGAAACACUUUGACACAGAGGAGAACCGAGUCAACCAGCUAUUUGCGCAAGCCAAAGCCUGCAAGGUGCUGGUGGAGAAGUGCACAGUGACAAUUCAGGACAUCCAAGACCAUUUGGCCCAAGGCCAUGUUGCCAUUGUGCUGGUGAAUGCAGUCUUGUUGCUGUGUGACCUGUGCUCCAGCCCUGUCAAAUACUGCUGUUUUCUCCCGAUUGGACAGAAGUGCUUCUGCAGGAGCCCCGACUACCAGGGCCAUUUCAUUGUCUUGUGUGGCUACAACGAAGCCUCAGGGAGUAUUUAUUACAACAACCCUGCCUACGCUGACCGAACAUGCAGCACCAGCAUCAAUAACUUUGAGGAAGCCAGGACAAGCUACGGCACAGAUGAAGACAUCCUGUUUAUUUACACGGACAGCUGACACCCGGGGUCUGGUGCUUUCCGUUUGUCAUUGGCCCAGCCUGCCCAGCACCUCUGUGGCAGCUGGCUUGUCUCAGGACUCCUGCUACAGAGACUUUGUUCCCAGACUGCAGCAGGAUUGCAAACAAGGGAUGCUUUAGAGAUGCUGGUAGAGCUGCGUUGCUGUCCUCUCGCCAUCUUUUUAUUCUUGAUGAAAUAGCCUGUGUAUAUACACUAUGCUAUAUUACAUACAUAUGGAUGUGUAUGUAUUUAAUUUUAAUUUUGCACAUUUAAGUUUAAAAUGCAAAACCAGACUUUCUUUUCCUGUUGGAUGUCAGACCCUUUUCCUUCCCAGGAAUAAAACUCUCAGAAACCAAGUCCACUAAUGUUAGUCAUCACUUGGGUGCAUAUGGAGAAAGGGUAGACACAGGAGGAAGCAACAGGUGAAGACUCAUCCUUCACCCAGAUCACAGUAAAAUAAACUAUUUUUGAGAGGAGGGCAGCAAGAGGAAGAAGUUACUCUUGUCU
This is a messenger RNA of Euleptes europaea (tarantolino), 1286 nucleotides long. RefSeq names its product guanylyl cyclase domain containing 1 (gene GUCD1). The transcript is spliced from 6 exons. NCBI's taxonomy places the organism in Eukaryota, Metazoa, Chordata, Lepidosauria, Squamata, Sphaerodactylidae. The record is from RefSeq and is a predicted model, not a curated record. Bases 67 to 780 code for a protein of 237 amino acids.